Molecule: messenger RNA, 1378 nt
Organism: Astyanax mexicanus (Mexican tetra)
Lineage: Eukaryota; Metazoa; Chordata; Actinopteri; Characiformes; Acestrorhamphidae
Product: zinc finger protein 436-like
Exons: 2
Coding region: 324-1088 (254 amino acids)
Biological process (GO): negative regulation of transcription by RNA polymerase II
Molecular function (GO): DNA-binding transcription repressor activity, RNA polymerase II-specific
Source: RefSeq, a predicted model, not a curated record
CCUGGAUCCGGUUGAUGAUCUUUUUCUAGUUAGCUUUGAGCAACAAUUCGGUUUAGGACAUUAAUGCGUUUAUACGAAUAAUCGAGGAGCGAUUUUAACAAGCGGUACCGCUAACAGCAGAUCAACUAGUUAACAAAAUUAUUGCUGUCUUGGUUCAAGUCUUAUCCUGUUCCUAGUGUCAACUUUCCAACAUGGUUGAAGUUUAACAUUACAAAGAGCCAAUCAUGAGAUUUCACAAAGAUCAUUGUUAAGCUGAGGUUAAGCACAAGGUAUCCAGAAGAAUUUCCAGUACCUGCAGAAUCUGAAUUAAGGCAAAUUCAGGCAUGGAGAAAACACAUCCCUGUUCAGACUGUGGAAAGAGUUUCGCUAACAAGACUCAUCUGAAAAUACACCAGCGCAUUCACACUGGAGAGAAACCAUAUCAUUGCUCAGACUGUGGGAAGAAUUUUAAUGAACCCGGUCAUCUUAAAACACAUCAGCGCAUUCACACAGGAGAGAAACCGUAUCGCUGCUCAGACUGUGGGAAGAGUUUUAACGAACUGGGUCAUUUUAAAACGCACCAGCGCAUUCACACAGGAGAGAAACCAUAUCACUGCUCAGAAUGUGGGAAGAAUUUUAAUCAACUAGGUACUCUUAAAAUACACCAGCGCAUUCACACAGGAGAGAAACCGUAUCACUGUUCAGAGUGUGGAAAGAGUUUUAAUGAACGGAGUACGUUCAGAAAACACCAGCGCAUUCACACUGGAGAUAAACCGUAUUACUGCUCAGAGUGUGGCAAGAAUUUUAACGAACUGAGUAAACUCAAAAAACACCAGCGGAAUCACACGGGAGAGAAACCUUAUCACUGCCCAGACUGUGAGAAGAAUUUUAAUGAAUUGAGUCAUCUUAAAACGCACCAGCUUAUUCACACAGGAGAGAAGCAGUAUCACUGCCCAGAAUGUGGAAAGAGGUUUAAUCGAUUAAGUAUUCUCAUCAUACACCAGCGCAUUCACACAGGAGAGAAACCAUAUCAGUGCCCAGACUGUCAGAAGAGCUUCAGGCACUUAAGUACAUUUAAGAAUCACAAAUGCUUGCAUAUGCAUGUUUAAUAUAAUUGAAUGAUCACUGAUUCUUCUGGUGGGAAACUUUUCCUGGCUGAAAGACUAGAGGUAUAUUUAAAUUGUGUUAACUUUAGACAUGGUAUUUAAAAUGAAGUAAACAGUAUAUAUACAUUUAUCUACCUAUAAUCUAUCUUAAACUGAUGUUUAUAAUAUGUUUAUACAUUUAUGUGUCCUUAUUCACCUCCAGCUCAAGUUGCGGAAUGUACAAGCUUUUUGUUUCCUUGUAAGUUUCUGUAAUGCUGACCUAAGGUUUCCAGUAAACUUUAAUAUAUUUUAAA